AUGGAUAAAUUUAUUGUAGAAAUAUCGAAAAAGUCAAGAAAGAGUUAUAUAGAAAAUAAGGCUGUCCUUUUUACAAUUGAUGGAUGUGGUCAGUCAUACUUUGACUGUGGCGUUAUUCCAGAAGUAUACGCAACUGUAGAUUUUGGAAUUUCAUCAAACGCUUCCCAAUGUUUUGACUUCAUGAGAAAGGUUCAAAAAGGAGGUCCACUAGUGAACUCAGAGUUAUAUCCCGGUUGGUUAACUCAUUGGCAAGAAUCAGAAUCUAUAGUAAAGUCCAUCGAUGUUGUAAAACAAAUGAAAGUUGCUCAACGAAUUAAACCAGUGAUCAGUGAUGUUCCUUUACCGUUUGAGGACUUAGAUAUUAACUGUGGUUUAGUAAUAUAUGAAACAACAUUAACAGAUGAUCAAAAAAAUGUUGAAAAUCCAGUAAACCUAACUGUGAACACGGUACAAGUGGGUACUAUGAAUUGGUUGAAAGCUAAUACUACAAUAAGCUUAAACAUUAACCGUACUGUUCAAAACCUAAGCAUUUUAAUUGAGAAUCAGGGAAGGAUUAAUUUUGGAGACUUCAUUGAAGAUAGGAAGGGAAUUUUUGAUCAAGUGAUUCUCGGAAAUAAAAUAUUAAGCCCUUGGGAAAUGACUGCAUAUCCUUUGAAUUAUACAUCAUGGAUUUCUUCAAUCAAAUCAGUUGAAAACAUCAACAGUGUUAAAUUACCAGCAUUUUAUAAAACACAGUUUACAUUACCAGUGUGUCAUUCUAUAAAACCAUCCAUUGACAAGCAAUAA
Molecule: messenger RNA, 786 nt
Organism: Metopolophium dirhodum (rose-grain aphid)
Lineage: Eukaryota; Metazoa; Arthropoda; Insecta; Hemiptera; Aphididae
Product: beta-galactosidase-like
Exons: 6
Coding region: 1-786 (261 amino acids)
Source: RefSeq, a predicted model, not a curated record